Castor canadensis (American beaver) is the source of this 2484-nucleotide messenger RNA. Lineage: Eukaryota; Metazoa; Chordata; Mammalia; Rodentia; Castoridae. The record is from RefSeq and is a predicted model, not a curated record.
AUGGUUCCUGCCUGGCUGUGGCUGCUUUGCUUCUACAUCCCCCAGGCUGAGGUCCAGGCUGCAGAGCUGCAUGUGGAAGUCCCUGAAAACUAUGGUGGAAAUUUCCCUUUGUACCUGAUCAAGUUGCCACUGCCCAGUAAGGAUGCUGAAGGCCAGAUUGUGUUAUCAGGGGACUCAGGUGUGGCAGCUGAAGACCUCUUUUCUGUGGAUCGAGAGUCUGGUUUCCUGAUGGUGACCAGGGCCUUGGACCGAGAGGAAAAGGCAGAGUACCAGCUACAGGUCACCCUGGAGACUGAGGAUGGACGUGUCUUGUGGGGCCCACAGUCUGUGACUGUGCAUGUAAAGGAUGAGAAUGACCAGGUGCCCCAAUUCUCCCAGGCCAUCUACAGAGCUCACCUGAGCCAGGGCACCAAGCCUGGCAUCCCCUUCCUCUUCCUUGAGGCUUUGGAUGAGGAUGCGCCAGGCACAGCCAACUCAGAUCUUCGAUUUCACAUGCUGAGCCAGGCCCCAGCCCAACCUGCACCACACUUGUUCCUGCUGGAGCCUCAUCUGGGAGCUCUGGCCCUCAGCCCCCAGGGUGAGCCUGACCUAGAACAUGCCCUGAAAGGGCCCUACCAGCUGUUGGUGCAGGUCAAGGACAUGGGUGACCAGGUCUCAGGCCACCAGGCCACAGCCACUGUAGAGAUCUCCAUAUUAGAGAACACCUGGGUGCCCCUAGAGCCUACACACCUGGCAGAGAAUCUCAAAGUCCCGUACCCACAUGUCAUUGCCCAGGUACACUGGAGUGGGGGGAACGUACACUAUCACUUGGACAGCCAGCCCCCUGGACCCUUUGACGUGGACUCAGAGGGGAAACUCCAUGUGACAAGAGAGCUGGACCGAGAGACCCAGGCUGAGUACCUGCUCCAGGUGCGGGCGCAGAAUUCUCGUGGUGAGGACUACGCAGAAGCCCUGGAGUUGCAUGUGGUUGUGAUGGAUGAGAAUGACAAUGCACCUGUCUGCCUGCCAAGUGGCCCCUCAAUCAAGAUCCCUGAGCUCAGUCCCCCAGGCACUGAAGUAACUAGGCUGUCUGCAGAGGAUGCAGAUGUCUCUGGCUCUCCCAAUUCCCAUGUUGUAUAUCGGCUGCUAACCCCUGACCUUGAGGAGGGAGCUGAAGGGAGAUCCUUUGAGCUGGACCCCACCUCAGGCACUGUGACACUGGGGACUAUCCCACUCCAAGCUGGCCAGAACAUUCUGCUUCAGGUGCUGGCCAUUGACCUGGCAGGAGCAGAGGGUGGCCUUAGCAGCACAUGUGAGGUCGCAGUCGUCAUCACAGACAUCAAUGACCAUGCCCCUGAGUUCACCACUGCUCAGAUUGGGCCUGUAAGCCUCCCUGAGGAUGUAGAGCCUGGAACUCUGGUGGCCACCCUCAUGGCCACUGAUGCUGACCUUGAGCCUGCCUUCCGCCUCAUGGACUUUGCCAUUGAGGCAGGAGACACAGAAGGGAUCUUCGGCUUGGACUGGGAGCCAGACUCUGGUCAUGUCCAACUCAUACUCCGAAAGAACCUCAGCUAUGAGGCGGCUCCACAUCAUAAGGUAGUAGUGGUGGUGCAGAACGUAGAGGAGCUAGUAGGCCCUGGCCCGGGCCCUGGAGCCACAGCCACAGUGACUGUACUGGUGGAGAGAGUGACACCACCCCUCAAGUUGGACCAGGAGAGCUACGAGGCCAGCAUCCCAGUCAGCACUCCAGCUGGCUCCCUCCUUCUGACCAUUCAGUCCUCAGACCCCACAAACAGAACUCUCAGGUUCUCCCUGGUCAAUGACUCAGAGGGCUGGUUCUGCAUCAAGGAGGUCUCUGGGGAAGUGCACACGGCCCAGACCUUGCAGGGCGCCCAGCCUGGGGACACAUACACAGUGCUUGUGGAGGUCCAGGACGCAGAUGAACCACAUCUCAGCACCUCUGCCACCAUCAUGGUCCACUUCCUGAAGGCCCCUCCUGUCCCAGCCCUGACUCUGGCCCCACUGUCCUCCCAACACCUCUGCACACCCCGCCAGGAUUAUGGGGUGGUCGUCAGUGGACGUGGCGAGGACCCCUACUUGGCCAGUGGGCAUGGUCCCUACAGCUUUUCUCUUGGUCCUAAUCCCACAGUGCAGCGGGACUGGCAGCUCCAACCUUUCAAUGAUUCCCAUGCUUACCUUACCCUGGCCCUACAUUGGGUGGAGCCAGGUGAACACAUGGUCCCUGUGGUUGUCCACCACAAUGCCCAGACUUGGCAGUUCCUGGUCCGAGUGAUUGUGUGUCGUUGCAAUGUGGAGGGGGAGUGCCUACGCAAGGUGGGCCACCUGAAGGGUAUGCCCACGAAGCUGUCGGCAGUGGGUGUCCUCGUGGGCACCCUGGCAGCAAUAGGCUUCUUCCUCAUCCUCAUCUUUGCCCACCUGACCCUGGCGAGGAAGAAGGACCUGGAUCAGCCAGCAGACAGCAUGCCCCUGAAGGCGGCCGUCUGA